Molecule: messenger RNA, 3457 nt
Organism: Sus scrofa (pig)
Lineage: Eukaryota; Metazoa; Chordata; Mammalia; Artiodactyla; Suidae
Source: RefSeq, a predicted model, not a curated record
GCCUUUGUAGCAUUUUAAAACUGGCUUUCCAUUGUAUCUGUUGUGUGACUGAAGCCUAGGCUUUAGAAGCAGGUAUAGGAAUUAGAUCCAGCCAGUCAAGGCUCACACAGUGAUUAGACUUGACCAAAGCAAGUAUUUACUUAAAGCUAAUUAUGUUGCCAAAGUGAACAUUCUGGGAAUUCUGAUGCCUGGAAGGUAGCUGGGAUUGUAUGGAAAGUAUGUAGUUUUGGAGUAAUUGGCAAUCUUCUUGCCCCUGUGAAAUGAGAGCCUGCUUAGAAGGGAGAGCAACACAGAAGGAAUAGAACCACAAAUAGGGAAAUAUCCCUGACCAGAUCAUUUGGUCCUUGGAUCAAACUGUGCCUAAAGCCAGAACCCCCACCUUAGAUUUCUCAGUUUCAUGAGCCAAAAGCAUUUUCUUUUUGUUCAAGUCAGAUUGAGUUCAGUUUUUGGUCACUUGCCAACUCGAUUAAUAUAAAGUAAGCGGAAGAAAUGGAGUCAUUGAAUCAAACUGAAAGAGAAUGAAUGACCUGCAAGAAAGGAAGAAAAUCCAGAGAAGAGUCAAAGAAAGCAUUCAAGAGUACAUCUUCAGCAAUUUGAACAAUUUCCAUGAGGAAAUUAAUUAGUGUCAAGGAAAGGACACAAGAAGCUUGUCAUACAAGAUACGUGGAUUUGAACGACAUUUUAUAACUCAUCUAUACCUACAAUGCCACCAUCCAAUGGAGGUCCACUUGGAUACAUGCCCCCAGAUGGAGGCUGGGGGUGGGCAGUGGUUGUUGGAGCUUUCAUUUCCAUUGGCUUCUCCUGUGCAUUUGGCAAAUCCAUUACUGUAUUUUACAAAGAAAUUGAAGAAAUAUUUAAAGCCAGCAGUAGUGAAGUUUCAUGGUUAUCUUCCAUCGCAUUUGCUGUCAUGUAUGCUGGAGGUCCUAUCAGCAGUAUCCUGGUGAAUAAAUAUGGCAGUCGUCCAGUCGUCAUUUUUGGCGGUUGCUUGUCAGGCUGUGGCUUGAUCGCAGCUUCCUUCUGUAACACCAUGCAGCAACUUUACCUGUGCAUUGGAGUCAUUGGAGGUCUUGGGCUUGCCUUCAACUUCAAUCCGGCUCUGACCAUAAUUGGCAAGUAUUUCUACAAGAGACGACCGUUGGCAAAUGGACUGGCCAUGGCAGGCAGCCCUGUGUUCCUCUGUGCCCUGGCCCCCCUCAACCAGGCCCUUUUUGCUACCUUUGGCUGGAGAGGAAGCUUCCUAAUUCUCGGGGGCAUCCUACUGAACUGCUGUGUGGCUGGAGCCCUGAUGAGGCCCAUAGGGCCCAAGCCAGCUGGUGCCGGGAAAGAGAAGUCUAAAGAAUCCCUUCAGGAAGCUGGAACACCUAAUGCAAAAACGGGGGCAGGUGAUGCAAAUAUCGAAGUUAAUGGCUUAAACCCCUCAAAGGAGAAACAAUCAGUUUUUCAAACAGUUAACCAGCUUCUGGACUUAUCCCUGUUCAAGCACAGAGGCUUUAUGCUCUACCUCUCUGGGAAUGUGCUCAUGUCUUUUGUGCUGGCUACACCUUUGGUCUUUCUUAGUAAUUAUGCCAAGAGUCAGCAUCACUCUAGUGAGAAGGCUGCCUUCCUUCUUUCCAUUCUGGCUUUUGUUGACAUGGUAGCCAGACCCACUAUGGGACUUGUAGCCAACACAAAGUGGGUAAGACCUGGAAUUCAGUAUUUUUAUGCUGCUUCUAUUAUUGCAAAUGGAGUGUGUCAUAUGCUAGUACCUUUAGCCACCAGCUAUCUAGGGUUCUGCCUCUAUGCAGGAUUCCUUGGAUUUGCUUUUGGGUGGUUUGGCGCCGUGUUGUUUGAGUCCCUGAUGGACCUACUUGGAUCCCAGAGAUUCUCCAGUGCUGUGGGAUUGGUGACCAUUGUGGAGUGCGGUCCUAUCCUCCUGGGGCCACCGAUUUUAGGUCGUCUCAAUGACAUAUACGGAGACUAUAAAUACACAUACUGGGCAUGUGGCAUAAUCCUGAUCAUCUCAGGCAUCUAUCUCUGCAGCAUGGGCAUUCAUUUUCGACUUGUGGCAAAAGAACAGAGGGCAGAGGAGAAGCAGGAAAAGGAAAGGAAAGAGAUGGAACCAAAAGAAGUUAUUAAAGCAGCAGAAUCUCCAGACUUGAAAGGCAUAGACGAUGGAACCAAAGAGGAUAAGCUCUGAAGUUGGAUAAAGCGAAGCUUUGGACCAAAGAUACCUGAAAAAUUUUCCUCCAUCAUGUUCUGUUCUUGGAGCUCACCAUGGACAGUGGGUAUUUGUGGGAAGUCAUGCCAAGUGUUCACUGAUGAAACUUUUAUUUCCUUCCUUUACAUGAGUCAUAAAUAUGUCACUUCUUUAGGUGGUAGGGAUUUGGAAAAGAUGACAGAAGGAAAUAGGUUUUAUUUGAAGUCAUAUUUAUUAAGAUAUACAUUACAUGCUAUGUAAACAAAUCCCUCUUAUAAGAAUAAAGUUUGGGAGUUCCCAUUGUGGCUCAGCAGGUUAAGAACCCGACGUAGUGUCCAUGAGCACAUGGGUUCGAUCCCUGGCCUUGCUCAGUGAGUUAAGGAUAGGGCAUUGCCUCACGCUGCAGCGUAGGGCAUAGAUGGGGCUUGGAUCCAGUGUUGCUGUAUCUGUGGUGUAAGCCAGCAGCUGCAGUGCCAAUGUGGCCCUUACCCUGGCAACUUCCAUAGGCCGCAGCUGUGGCUGUAUUUUAAAAAAAAAAAUUAAAAAGAAUAGUGAAUUUUGACAAAGGUGUUGAGUCAGAUAACCUCCUAAUAUAGAACACAUUGAACAGUCAAAAUAAUUCCUUUCUGCUCCUUUGCAGUCAAUCCCCUCCUCUUCACUAUAGCCCCCAGGGCCACUGAUCUGGUUUCUGUCCCUGAAGUUUUGGAAUGGAAUAAAUGGAAUCACAUGGUAUGUAACUGAGGUAUUUAGUAGAUAUUUGGUCUUUAUUCUCAGUGUCUGGUAUAUAACUCCUAGAACCCUUGGAACCUCAGGAGUGAUCAGAAUGUCUUUUGCAUGCUAAUUCAGUGACUGGUAGCUGGAGACUCCUUUUUUUUUUUUUUUUGUCUUUUUAGGGCCCACUGGCGGCAUAAAGAAAUUCCCAGGCUAGGAGUCAAAUCAGAGCUGCAGCUGCCAGCCUACACCACAGCCACAGCAAUGCAGGAUCUAAGCCUUGUCUGCCACCUACACCACAGCUCAUGGCAAUGCCAGAUCUUUAACCCCACUAAGCAAUGUCAGGGAUCAAACCCAAGUCGACGCUAGUCAGGUUCGUUAACCGCUGAGCCACAACGGGAGCUCCUGGAGACUCCCUUCUUCACUUCAGGAUGGGGCUGGUCUCCAGGAAGGACAAGGCCUGAUGAGAGGCCUGAUGCUUUCAGUCCCCCUGCCGCCCUCGGGGAAGGGAGGGAGGCUGGAAGUUGAGUUCAGUCACUAAUGGCCAGUGGUUUCCUCAGUCACACCCAU